This is a messenger RNA of Arachis duranensis, 894 nucleotides long. RefSeq lists its product as uncharacterized. NCBI's taxonomy places the organism in Eukaryota, Viridiplantae, Streptophyta, Magnoliopsida, Fabales, Fabaceae. The coding region runs from base 1 to 894 and encodes 297 amino acids. The transcript is spliced from 2 exons. The record is from RefSeq and is a predicted model, not a curated record.
AUGGCAGAGGAGGCAUGGAAACUCAAAUCCUUGGGUGAGAUGACAAACAUUCUAAAGCAACUCCAAUUGGGUCAACAACAACCUUCAUCGCCUCCUCAACAGUAUAGCCAACAACCUCCUCAACAAUAUAGUCAACAAUUGGUCCCCCAAAAAGUGUGUGGCAUUUGCUCUUGCUAUUUCCAUUACACGGACGAAUGUCCGAAUCUUCAAGAAGAUAACACCUUGGUGGUUACCCACAACUAUUAUGACCACCCAAAUCAAGGGUACCACCAGCAAGGCGGCAAUUUCAACCAAGGGUACCCCCAACAAGGAGGAAGCUACAAUCAAGGUGGUGGCAAUUAUAAUCAAAAUUGGAGGGACAAUCACCAACAAGGAGGUAGGGACAACAACAAUAAUGGAGGCCAAAAAGAGCUUCAAACCACACUUGCUUCCGGCCUUACCGGUCUUACAUAUACUCUACAAGCUCUUCUUGCAUGCAUGGACCCGCCCUCCACUUCCGCUCCUCAAGCCCCAAAUUCUAGUGCCAUUCCCUCUCAACCUCAACCCAAUCCCAAAGGUGGCAUUAAUGCCAUUACCUUGAGAUCUGAGACUCAAUUGAAAGAGAAGAAGGUAAAGGACCCAAGUCCGAUCAUAAUCACUCAAGAGGAGGAGGGAAUCAAGAUAAAGGAAAUAGAAGAGGAGGAGGAAGCACAAGUCAUAGUUGAAAAUGAAGAGACUCAACCAACAAGUGAGGUCCCCAAGAAUAAGGGAGCCGUGGAAGAAGAAAUUGCUCAACCAAUUCCAUUUCCUACACUUGUAAAGAAAGCUAGGAAGUGUAUGGAACUUAACCCCAAAACAGUAAAGAUGUUCAAGAAAGUUGAGGUAACUAUACCCCUCUUUGAUGUUAUCCAUUAA